UGACGUUUUAGUGUGGGGUAUGUGGUUUGCUAACAGCCAGGCCAGUCAGCCGAAGAAAGGUACCGGGAAAAGGAAGAGAUGUUGCAGCAUGACAGUCUCGUUGGAGUGAAGUCCUGCUCUGGUGAAUCGUUGAUGGUUGAGGCAGCUGGAUUUUAAGAAUGGAUUAUUUCUUGGCCUGCACAUUUCUCUUUACACUGAUGUUACCAAGAGGUAUUACUACUGACACAGAGAAGAAAACCUCAGAUUCAGGAUUGGAAAUCUAUAAGAAGCUGUUUGAAGUAAAGCGCAAAGACCAAAUGAAUGCACUGAAGAACCUGAUUGAACUCAAUGAUGUAAACCAGCAGUACAAGAUCAUAGACAUCAUGCUCAAAGGUCUCUUCAAAGUUCUUGAAGACUCACGAGCAGUACUUAUAGCAGCAGAUGUUUCACCAGAUGGGCCAUUUUCUCAGGAUGAGAAGAUAAAGGAUGCCUAUUCCCAUGUGGUGGAGAAUACUGCUUUUUUUGGGGAUGUAGUCCUACGUUUUCCCAAGAUAGUGCACCACUACUUUGAUCGCAAUUCCAAUUGGAACAACCUUAUUCGCUGGGGGAUCAGCUUCUGCAACCAGACAGGCGUAUUUGAUCAAGGUCCCCACUCACAAGUAUUAGGAUUGAUGGCUCAAGAGCUAGGAAUUAGUGAGAGAUCUCCAGACUACCAGAAUCCCUUUAAAGCAGACAGUUCUGAAUUUUUCCCUGGCGCUAACACAUUCCAGAAGGCUCUCCGGGAGGAAGAGAAGCGUAGAAAGAAAGAGGAGAAACGGAAGGAAAUUCGCAAGGGGCCUCGCAUCUCACGCUCACAGUCUGAGUUGUAAUUCUAAUGCCAUUUGCCCAGUCACUGAAACUUUUGCUGGUGGGAGUUAAAACAACUGAAAAAGGAAUGCCCCUUGUGACCUCAGGAAAAUGCCAAGCUGUUGAAAGGUCAGAGCUUGGAGGUGAUAUUCUUUCAACAGGACAUUGGCAUGUACUAGAUUGUGCUAUAAGAAAUACCUAGAUGAAGACCAUGAGGUUUCAGUGCAUAUUUCCUUAUGGGAAGAAAGACUUUUCCAAGUAUCUGGAAUGUAUAGAGUAUGUCAGGGACUGUUCUCCAUGUGUAUUUUUGUCUCUUGUGGCUUUGCCAGUUUGUAAUGCUAAGAGUGUUGGGAAAAUGGGGCAAGAAGAGAGGGAAUUAAUUCUCUGGUAUAUGCCAUGUCUACCAUUGAUAACAUAAUAUACCAUGUACCAUUAUGCAAUCAGAAAAGUAAUAUAUUAUUGCUGCAACAGAUUUUGUUUCUGGGCAGCAAAGAACUACUUUGGAAAUUCUUUUAGAGAUGCACAAUUCUUUUGAAUUCUUUUAGAGAUGCACAAACUUGGGAAUAUUAAUUAGAGAUAAAGUACUUUUUGAACACUUAUUCUUUAGAUUGUAUGGAAUGUGACUGGGACCUGGGAUACAUGAAAGAUACACUGUUCCUUAAAAUGUCAUAAUAAUAAUUCAGAGCCCUUCUAGGUAGUAUCAAAUGCUAUCUGGUUGUCAAGCUUCCUUCAUUUUACAAGGCUGUUAAAGUAUUUUCUCCUGAAAGGGAAGAAAAAUGUUUAGUUGAGAAGAAGGUCAACAAGGCUGUGCACCAUGAUAUAAUGCCUGUACUUGAACAAGAGAAUAAAGUGUCAAGGUAAAGUGAUUUUUA
Molecule: messenger RNA, 1697 nt
Organism: Candoia aspera
Lineage: Eukaryota; Metazoa; Chordata; Lepidosauria; Squamata; Candoiidae
Gene: CCDC134
Product: coiled-coil domain containing 134
Exons: 7
Coding region: 159-848 (229 amino acids)
Source: RefSeq, a predicted model, not a curated record